UUGGCGCACUUUGAAAUUGAGGCAUGUUUGUUUUGAUGGAGGUUUUUUUCUUGUUCCACGGCAUUUAGACGAGGAAAUGCCAACUAUAGAGAACGGUAAAGGAGAGGAAGACGAAGAAAUGGAACAUGAAUCGCCAGAUAGCGAUAAAAGUUCAGAAGAUGAGUCUGAAUUGGGUUCUAUGGACGAAGAUGAGUCGGAUCUGGAUGAAGAAGAAUGUGAAAGGCGUAAAAAUGAGUUCCUGGAUGACAUGAUUGAUUUGGAAAGACAGUUUACUGACCUUAAAGAGCAACUUUACAAGGAGAGGAUGGGUCAGUAUGAAGCCAAACUUGAGGAAGUGAAAGCAGGCAAAGCCAUAGAGUACCUCAACCCUCUGGCUGAGCUCCAGGACAACAUGAGGAUCCGAAUACAGGUGUCAGGAAUUCUAAAAGAAUACAGAAAAAUAAGUAUCCAAACUAAAUUUGAGAGUGAAGAGCUAGCGACAAGACAGAAUAUGGAGAGUGAAAAGGAUAUAUUAUUUGACUCAGUCAAGCAGGACUUGGAGGAGAAGAUCCGCAGACUAGAGGAGGAUAGACAUAAUAUAGAUAUAUCAUCAGAUUUAUGGAAUGAAUCUCAGUUCAUGAAGAAAAAUAAAAAGAAUAAAGACCCUUCAAACCCUGACAGAAGAAAAAAACCUGUGACUGUGGCUGGUCCAUAUAUUGUAUACCUGUUAAAAGAUGUUGAUAUUAUUGAAGACUGGACAGCUAUUAAAAAGGCAUUAAAGCAAAACCAGAAACGUAAACCAGAUAUUGAGUUUUGAAGCUUUGAUAAGUGCAGUUAAUUACAAGGAAAGUGGGAAGCAUGAUGGUAUCACGACAAGAAAAUUGAUCUUGGUCCAUGAUAAAGAUUUGUAUGUCAGAGAUUAUACAGAGUUAAAUAGGACAUUAUAGAGAGUUGUAUGUCAGAGAAAUGUCGUAUUCCAAUAGUGUGCAAUGGAGAAAUGACAUCACACACUGAUGUAUGUCGGAGAAAUGACGUGGUUGUGCUUUCCAGUCGUUGCGGUGUGGAUGGAAAUUCCUGUUAUUUUCCUUCCAUGGAUUUUCAACUUUGUGUUCAAUAUAGUGAAAUGACUGCAGGGAACUAGUUCCGUCAUCAGAAUGUGACUGACAAUGCAGCUAACAGACAAUAGGCUGUCACAAAUUCUUAGUUUUUUAUUGUCAGGUCCACUACACAAUGUGCUAUGUGUAGGAGACUUAUUUUAAAUCUGAUCAGUUUGACUUUGGACAGAAGUUUCAUUUAGUAAAGAACUUUUUAACAAUUAAUUAAUAAAUAUUGUUUUCCUGAAACUAAGAGUAAACACUAGUGUUCAUAUGAUGACAUUUAUUCUGCCCUGCUUUACUCCAUUUUUGCACAGAAGACCAACACAUAGUGUUUAAACUGAGUGCUGUCAGAAAAAUGCAGUGUUGCAUCUUAACCAAAUAUAUGGUUCUUUUACAUGUUAUAACAUAUACCACAGACUUUCACCUCUGAAAUUAGAAAUGGCUUUCAUUUUGUCAGCAGUUUGCAAGUGUGUAGAAUCUGUGCAUCAUAUUCUGGCCCAAUUUUAGCAACUACAACUUCCUUUUGAUGAGGAUAGAGUACUCGUAAUUCAUAUGAAAAUCCAGCUUCUGUUCAUAUAGAAUUCUGAAGAUCCUCAAUUAUAAUAGAUACAUCAAAAACUGUGUUCAGAACAUAACAACGGGGAAUUCUUAAACUAGUUCAUAGUAUCUAUAGCUUUAGAUUCAUGCUGAAUGACUCCAGAUUUCUCUGUGCUUACGCAGAGCCAAUCACAGUUUUUGUUAAAAGGCACUAAAGUUACAUUACACUAAGAAUGUUUUUGUACUAAUAAUUAAACCGUACUAAAGUGUGUUGUAUCUGAACUAAAAACUCGUCAUCCUUUGAGGUACUUUGGCAGCUAUGUUGAAUAUUCAUUAUGAUUUAUCCAUGAAAACUAAGAAAGAGAAUGCAAACAUUUUUCUGUCCAGAUAUUCUCGGUAUUAUCUAUCAUAUUUCUUUCCUACAAAGGGUCAGCAUUUAGGAAAGGACUUGUUGCUGUCGGUAGAUGAUUGAGAGAUAGGAAAGGACUUGUUGCUGUCGGUAGAUGAUUGAGAGAUAGGAAAGGACUUGUUGCUGUCGGUAGAUGAUCGAGAGAUAGGAAAGGACUUGUUGCUGUCGGUAGAUGAUUGAGAGAUAGGAAAGGACUUGUUGCUGUCGGUAGAUGAUUGAGAGAUAGGAAAGGACUUGUUGCUGUCGGUAGAUGAUUGAGAGAUAGGAAAGGACUUGUUGCUGUCGGUAGAUGAUUGAGAGAUAGGAAAGGACUUGUUGCUGUCGGUAGAUGAUUGAGAGAUAGGAAAGGACUUGUUGCUGUCGGUAGAUGAUUGAGAGAUAGGAAAGGACUUGUUGCUGUCGGUAGAUGAUUGAGAGAUAGGAAAGGACUUGUUGCUGUCGGUAGAUGAUUGAGAGAUAGGAAAGGACUUGUUGCUGUCGGUAGAUGAUUGAGAGAUAGGAAAGGACUUGUUGCUGUCGGUAGAUGAUUGAGAGAUAGGAAAGGACUUGUUGCUGUCGGUAGAUGAUUGAGAGAUAGGAAAGGACUUGUUGCUGUCGGUAGAUGAUUGAGAGAUAGGAAAGGACUUGUUGCUGUCGGUAGAUGAUUGAGAGAUAGGAAAGGACUUGUUGCUGUCGGUAGAUGAUUGAGAGAUAGGAAAGGACUUGUUGCUGUCGGUAGAUGAUUGAGAGAUAGGAAAGGACUUGUUGCUGUCGGUAGAUGAUUGAGAGAUAGGAAAGGACUUGUUGCUGUCGGUAGAUGAUUGAGAGAUAGGAAAGGACUUGUUGCUGUCGGUAGAUGAUUGAGAGAUAGGAAAGGACUUGUUGCUGUCGGUAGAUGAUUGAGAGAUAGGAAAGGACUUGUUGCUGUCGGUAGAUGAUUGAGAGAUAGGAAAGGACUUGUUGCUGUCGGUAGAUGAUUGAGAGAUAGGAAAGGACUUGUUGCUGUCGGUAGAUGAUUGAGAGAUAGGAAAGGACUUGUUGCUGUCGGUAGAUGAUUGAGAGAUAGGAAAGGACUUGUUGCUGUCGGUAGAUGAUUGAGAGAUAGGAAAGGACUUGUUGCUGUCGGUAGAUGAUUGAGAGAUAGGAAAGGACUUGUUGCUGUCGGUAGAUGAUUGAGAGAUAGGAAAGGACUUGUUGCUGUCGGUAGAUGAUUGAGAGAUAGGAAAGGACUUGUUGCUGUCGGUAGAUGAUUGAGAGAUAGGAAAGGACUUGUUGCUGUCGGUAGAUGAUUGAGAGAUAGGAAAGGACUUGUUGCUGUCGGUAGAUGAUUGAGAGAUAGGAAAGGACUUGUUGCUGUCGGUAGAUGAUUGAGAGAUAGGAAAGGACUUGUUGCUGUCGGUAGAUGAUUGAGAGAUAGGAAAGGACUUGUUGCUGUCGGUAGAUGAUUGAGAGAUAGGAAAGGACUUGUUGCUGUCGGUAGAUGAUUGAGAGAUAGGAAAGGACUUGUUGCUGUCGGUAGAUGAUUGAGAGAUAGGAAAGGACUUGUUGCUGUCGGUAGAUGAUUGAGAGAUAGGAAAGGACUUGUUGCUGUCGGUAGAUGAUUGAGAGAUAGGAAAGGACUUGUUGCUGUCGGUAGAUGAUUGAGAGAUAGGAAAGGACUUGUUGCUGUCGGUAGAUGAUUGAGAGAUAGGAAAGGACUUGUUGCUGUCGGUAGAUGAUUGAGAGAUAGGAAAGGACUUGUUGCUGUCGGUAGAUGAUUGAGAGAUAGGAAAGGACUUGUUGCUGUCGGUAGAUGAUUGAGAGAUAGGAAAGGACUUGUUGCUGUCGGUAGAUGAUCUAAAGAUGGUCGGGUAAACAUCAUUCUGUGUUGAGUGCUAGAUACAACGAUAUAUUUAUAUUAGUGAUCAUUUUACACAUCUCUGUUGUGUUGAUAUAUUUCUAUUGGUCUAACAGAUAUUCGGUCCAACAUAGCAUUUUGGACACCAAUUAAAUCAGUUCAACAUUUAUGUUUGCCUCUUCUUUAAAUAAAGCUUUUAGUCAAUAACAGCGGAACGCAUUUUGAAUUAUUUAGGAAUGCAUGUAGUGCAUCCUUGGCCUAAGGGGGAACAUUUCUGUCAAAAUAAAAGUCCCUUUCCUUGGGCUAAGGGGGAACAUUUCUAUCAUAAUAAAAGUCCCUUUCCUUGGGCUAAGGUGGAACAUUUCUAUCAAAAUAAAAGUCCAUUUCCUUGGGCUAAGGGGGAACAUUUCUAUCAUAAUAAAAGUCCCUUUCCUUGAGCUAAGGGGGAACAUUUCUAUCAAAAUAAAAGUCCCUUUCCUUGGGGACACAGGGAAAGAUUCAUUAGGUGAAUAAGUCUAAUAUAUUGGCAAGUAAAUGCCGAUAUCAUUUUGAGUUAUACCCGCCUUAUCUGAACUAUUAGCUGAUUUGAUUGUACUUCACCGACGUGAUCGCUGUACAUGCUGGAGAGGUCAAAAGUUCAGCUUUACAUUUCCAGAUCGAGGAUUUACAUAUUUCUGUUUUUGUUCUAAUUUGGUAUGUUUUAACACUACAUCAUGCUCUAUAAGUGUGAUUACCUACUUCUGUAUCUUAAAAUCCAAUAAGAGUUUGCUUUAAAAGGAACUCUUUUUGAUUUCUAUUGUAUGUAAAGAUUAUCAUUUGCCUUUGACCUUUGGGUAAUUAUAUAAAUUUCAGUAUGUUUACUGAAGAGGAGGUACCAUUUGAUGAUGACAAUAGGGCAGCCAUUAAAAGUCUAAGAUGUUUUGGUACUCAGUAGUUUUGGUGACCUAAAAAGAGGAUGUUUUGGUACUUCCUUGUAAAGGCAAAUAAAUGCUGAAGAAUCUUGAGAUAUAAAAUCAGUAGGAUACACAACUCAAAAAGCAAAUAAAUUUCAGGUUGAAGCAUUAGUGCAAAUGCCAAAUACCUUUUAAAUGUAUCAAAAUUACUUUUGGGAAGUAUACGUACCACAAAUAUCUUUUAGAAGUACCAACUGACCAAGUACAAAAACAUGUACUCCAUUGAGAGGAUGUUAGUGUGCAUGUAUUACUUGAACUGUAUUGCGACUCGGAAGGUAGCCAUUUCAGAGAAUUGGUUUACAGGUAUAUUUUGUACCCGUAAAUGUGCUGUACAUCUCCAGCGAUCAUUGAUCAGGGUCUUAUGCAGUAGACAUACCAUUUGUUUUUAUAACCUAAGGUCAAGGUCACAUAAGGCCGACUUGUACGACUUUGUGAUGUCUAAGGUCACAAUUAGAACAAAGAGGUUCAAAGUUGUAUGUUCAAUGUUUCUGUUUGGCUUUAAAACAUUUAAUUUCCCAGGAGAUACAACUUCUAUUCUGAGAUCUUAUAAUUAUGUAGAAGACUACCUUAAUUUACAAUAUCAUUUCACUAAUGAAGCCAGUAUAAAUACAGUUGAGUUCUAGUAACUUGUAAUCGUAUCCCCUUUAUCGUCAGUAAUAAUUUGUGCAGAUAAAUAUCAAAAUUCUAUUUUGAUAACAAACUUUAGUCUAGUAGGUAAAACAAGAAGCAGAUUCAGUUUUUAUGUCGAGUGGCUGUUUGUGUAUCACUAGAAAGUGUUCAGUAUGAUAAGAGGUGUCGAAGUGGUCCUUAGAUUGUACCAUACAUAUGACAAAUACAUGUUUAUCAGAUUUUUCUUUUAAUUUGUCAAUUUUUGUAAAUUAAAAGAUUAAUAAUC
Messenger RNA from Mizuhopecten yessoensis (Yesso scallop), 5686 nucleotides. RefSeq names its product breast cancer metastasis-suppressor 1-like protein-A. Gene Ontology annotation, biological process: negative regulation of transcription by RNA polymerase II. The record is from RefSeq and is a predicted model, not a curated record. Gene Ontology annotation, molecular function: histone deacetylase binding. Lineage: Eukaryota; Metazoa; Mollusca; Bivalvia; Pectinida; Pectinidae. Bases 77 to 796 code for a protein of 239 amino acids. Gene Ontology annotation, cellular component: Sin3-type complex. The transcript has 9 exons.